UUUGGCUUCCCGCUUUAGUUGCGUUUCGAGUGUUGUGCCCGUAGCGUGUACCUUUCGGUGCGUCGUCGCCGCUGUUGCGUCUUACCCAAGCGAAGCGAAAUAGAAAAGUGCCCAGAAAAAAAAGGAAGCAAAACGUGUCCUGCAGGCUCGUUCGCACACGAUUAUCAUUUUUUGAGUGCGUGCUCGCGUGUGCGUGUGAGUCGGAUUCAACUGGCGCUUUUGACAGGAGUGUAACAGAAAAAAACAAGAUCUCAAGCGGAAAAGUUAAUGAUACAAACAAACAAUACGACAGCAACAAACAAAAUUAAACUCUCCGUGUGGCCCCUUGUUUGGUGCGUGUGGAUGUGUGCGUGCGUACGGUGUCAUCGAGAUAACCCAGAGUGUGUGUGUGUGUGAUUAGUGUGUGAGUGCUGGCUCCUAACGCGGGACGCACCUGACGCAGUGUGUGUGUUUUUGUUGCGUUUACGGGGGAGUUUUUGCUUCCUUUCUUUCUUUCUGCCGUCCUCACCACUUCGGUCUCUGCACGUGUCGUGUGUUUACAGCUGAUAAGCACCUGGGGCAGUGUGACACACACGCACGUUUUUGUCAGGAAGUGUGUGUGUGUGUGUGGUUGUGUGUGGCAAAAAGAAAGGCAGACAAAAAAGGAAGAAAAAAAAAACACGCACACAGCACAGCCGAAGAGUGGGAAAAACUGCAAGCAAGCAACCAAGUGCGGCCAGCGUUCAAGGUCAGGAAAAGCGCAGACCUGGUGUGUGUGUGUGUAUGUGUGCCGGUCCCCGAUUCAACGGCAAGAGUAUUUAGCGUAAACCCCCCAUUACCCCCGCUUCGCGCCACAUCCACUUUCGGGGCAGAAUAAAUGUUAAUUUUUGGAGCACAGUUUUUCAGUAUGAGGUGUGUUUGCGUACGUGUCUAGUGAAGGAGUGAGCGGGUUCUUUUUGUUGUUGUUAUUGUUAGCAUCUCUCUCGCACCCAACUUGCGCCCCGAUUCGAUUGGCCCGCGUUGGCCCAGUUUGGUGUGCCGGCCCGCGUACAAGAGUGCUGCAAUUCAAAAGAAUAGUGUUUACUAGGCGUGUGCCUGGCGUGUGAGUGUGUGUCUGUGGUAAGGUGAAAAGGAAACAGGGGGCGGGGAAAAGGGCAGCCGUAUCGCUCUGACGCGCGGCCAUCACACAGCGCCGAUUGCAUGAAGAUUGAACACGAAGCGGACGAUUGUAAGCUGCUCCAGUAUAAGCGACAACUUUACCUAGACAGUGGACUGGGAGCCAGCACCAUUACGGCAAGGUGGACACAGAUGGGUCCCGGACCAACGGCCGGUUCGUUGGUCCCGGACGACACCAACGGUUCCGGCGUGGACGGCGGCAAGCAUUUGGACGUCGGCGACAUGAGCGAUGACGACGAACAGGAUCUGUCGUCGGCGGAUGCCGAGGGCGUUUGGAGUCCGGACAUCGAACAGAGCUUCCAGGAGGCGCUAGCCAUCUAUCCACCGUGCGGUCGCCGAAAAAUCAUCCUCUCCGAGGAGGGCAAAAUGUAUGGUCGCAAUGAACUGAUCGCUCGCUAUAUCAAAUUACGCACCGGCAAGACGAGAACCCGGAAGCAGGUCAGCUCGCACAUACAAGUAUUAGCCAGACGGAAGCUGCGCGAGUUCCAGGCCAAGAUGAAAGUGCAAUUCUGGCAGCCGGGCCUGCAGCCGAGCACCUCCCAGGACGUGAAACCGUUCGCCCAGCCCGGCUACCCGAUGAAGACGGCGACCGCCGUCUCCGAAGGCGCCCUGCAGCCCGCCCACCCGUGGGAGGGACGCGCGAUCGCGACGCACAAGUUCCGGCUGGUCGAGUACAGCGCCUAUCUGGAGCUGCGUGCCGAAGAAACGUAUCACAAGCACCUGUUCGUGCACAUAGCGGACACGCCCGCCAACCCGCUGCUGGAGUCGGUGGAGGUGAAGGAGAUCUACGACAAGUUCCCGCAAAAGUCCGGCGGCCUCAAGGAGCUGUACGAGAAGGGUCCGAGCAAUGCGUUCUUCCUGGUGAAGUUCUGGGCGGACCUGAACACGAACAUCGCGAACGAUGCGGGCGCGUUCUACGGCGUCAGCAGUCACUACGAGAGCAACGAUAACAUGGUGAUCACCUGCUCGACCAAGGUGUGCUCGUUCGGCAAGCAGGUGGUGGAGAAGGUGGAAACGGAAUACUCCCGCAUCGAGAACGGUCGCUACGUGUACCGGAUCAGCCGGUCGCCGAUGUGCGACUACAUGAUCAACUUCAUCAACAAGCUGAAGCACCUUCCCGAGAAGUACAUGAUGAACAGCGUGCUGGAGAACUUCACCAUCCUGCAGGUUAUAUCCAACAAAGACACGGACGAGACGCUCCUGUGCGUGGCGUUCGUGUUCGAGGUGUCGACCUCCGAGCACGGUGCGCAGCACCAUAUCUACCGCCUGGUGAAGGAAUAGCAGCAGCAGCAGCAGCAGCAGCAGCAGCAGCACUACCACCAGCAGCAAGAUAUCCAUCACCGCGUGCACCAUAGACUACUAGACCACACCAGCGACAGCAUU
Molecule: messenger RNA, 2538 nt
Organism: Anopheles merus
Lineage: Eukaryota; Metazoa; Arthropoda; Insecta; Diptera; Culicidae
Gene: scalloped
Product: protein scalloped
Exons: 11
Coding region: 1180-2436 (418 amino acids)
Biological process (GO): regulation of transcription by RNA polymerase II; embryonic organ development; hippo signaling
Cellular component (GO): transcription regulator complex
Molecular function (GO): DNA-binding transcription factor activity, RNA polymerase II-specific; RNA polymerase II cis-regulatory region sequence-specific DNA binding
Source: RefSeq, a predicted model, not a curated record